Larimichthys crocea (large yellow croaker) is the source of this 1357-nucleotide messenger RNA. It is a transcript of the gene sgcg, whose product is annotated as sarcoglycan, gamma. The record is from RefSeq and is a predicted model, not a curated record. The transcript is spliced from 8 exons. NCBI's taxonomy places the organism in Eukaryota, Metazoa, Chordata, Actinopteri, Sciaenidae. Gene Ontology annotation, cellular component: sarcoglycan complex; sarcolemma. The coding region runs from base 272 to 1144 and encodes 290 amino acids. Gene Ontology annotation, biological process: heart contraction; cardiac muscle tissue development.
UCAGACACACACUGGUGAUACUCAGAUGUCUGCAGGCAGAGGGAAAGAGGAGUCAGAGUGGGUGUGCAGGACAGUGGGAGCGCCGUCUCGUGGUGAUCCGUCAGGGCACUUCCAGAGCUGGAUUUAUGGCACGCAGCUGUUGAGUGGCUGACAGACGUGUGAGGAGCUCAAGUGCCGCUGCUGCUUCUCAAGCUGCUCGAACCAGCCCGAGCUUACUGUUGCGUAGGAAAGAGGACCGUGUCUGCUGUGCCUCAACACACAACGCCAGCAGAUGGUGCGGGAGCAGUAUGUUUCCACCACCCAGGGCAGCAGCACGCCCAGGUCGGUGCCCGACCAUGUCUACAAGAUCGGCAUCUAUGGCUGGAGGAAGCGUUGCCUCUACCUGUUUGUCCUUCUGCUCAUUAUCAUCCUGGUGGUCAAUUUCGCCCUCACCAUCUGGAUCCUCAGGGUGAUGUGGUUCAAUACGGAAGGGAUGGGACUCCUACAAGUACACUCAGAUGGGGUCAAACUGGAGGACGGCGAGUCAGAGUUUCUGUUCCCCGUCUACGCUGAGGAGAUCCACUCCAGAGAAGACACUUCACUUCUAGUGCACUCAUCGGAAAAUGUUUCCCUUAAUGCCCGCAAUGAAAACGGUGACGUCACAGGAAGGAUAUCUGUUGGUCCAAAAGAGGCUGAGGGACACACUCGAAAUCUGCUCAUUAACUCCAACAAUGACAACAUGCUGUUCGCUGCAGAUGGCGACCAGGCUGUGAUUGGACCAGACAAACUACGAGUUACAGGUCCUGAAGGAGCGCUGUUCCAGCAUUCAGUGGAGGUGCCUCUGCUGAGAUCUGAACCUUUUAAAGAUCUGAGGUUAGAGUGUCCUACUCGCGCUCUCAGUAUGGACGCGCCAAAAGGAGUUCAUAUGAAAGCGCUGGCUGGCAACAUCGAAGCUGCAUCCAACAUGGACGUUAUUCUGGAGUCUAGUAUAGGACUGCUGGUUCUGGACGCAGAGACAGUGCGCAUGCCGAGCCUGCCCCAGAGCGAAGAAGGCGUUUCUGGAAAUGCUCAGGGUCUCUAUGAGGUCUGCGUCUGUCCCAGCGGCAAACUCUUCCUGUCUAAGGCGGGGGUCACCUCCACAUGCAGCGAAAAUCAGGAGUGCUAGAAAGACUCUGACACGUUAAUCGAUUUCCCAUCUCUCAGUAGAUGUAUCUUCUGGGAGGCAACAAGCACAACUGUUUAUAUCUGAGUUUUUUUUAUCUUUAUACCACAGUGGAUCUAUGAUGAUUUCAGCACUCAGAUCCCACUGGCACAUAGAGGCCUGUACAAGUUCAAAUGCCUGCUGGCGUACAUGUUGGAGAUGCCAUGAAAUGCAUCU